Aspergillus aculeatinus CBS 121060 is the source of this 1722-nucleotide messenger RNA. Its product is annotated as putative amino acid transporter. The record is from RefSeq and is a predicted model, not a curated record. Gene Ontology annotation, cellular component: vacuolar membrane. Gene Ontology annotation, biological process: amino acid transmembrane transport. Lineage: Eukaryota; Fungi; Ascomycota; Eurotiomycetes; Eurotiales; Aspergillaceae. The transcript has 7 exons. Bases 288 to 1652 code for a protein of 454 amino acids. Gene Ontology annotation, molecular function: amino acid transmembrane transporter activity.
UCCUCCAUCUCUUCUUCUCUGUUGUUGUGUUCUGGUGUCAGUGCUACUGCAGAGACUAUCUAGUUCACCCGUUGAACUCAGUUUCAAGUCUGCAUCAACCUCAACAGCAGCGGAGGAGCGGAGGUUUCACUGUCUGACCCACCAACCCGCCAGAAAUUUUCUGUCCUGCAGCUGUCGGCGCGCCAACGUUCGACUCUUCGUUUGUUUGCGAUUGUGAUUCUACUGCGCGACGUGUGCCUGUCCUUUCUCGACCUUUGCCCGUGACAUAUCGACAACGUGCAGACGACAUGGCGACUCCGGCCCACGGCGAAGAGAUCAAGAAGAAUGAUCUUCCUCCCUACGAUCUCGAGGAUUUGAAGGCGGUCGAUGAGGGGAAGGAGCCCGAUGCAUUCGGUGACGAGGCCAAUGCGGAGGUCAAGUACAAGACGCUCAAGUGGUGGCAAUGUGGAAUGUUCAUGAUCGCCGAGUCCGUCUCGCUGGGUGUUUUGUCCCUGCCCGCGACGCUGACUGCGCUGGGCCUGGUGCCACACAGCGCGAUCAUCCUCAUCAUCGGACUCGGUAUCCUUGCGCUCUACACCGGCUAUGUCAUCGGCCAAUUCCGCGAACGCCACCCCUCGAUCCACAACUUGGCUGAUGCGGGUGAGAUCCUCAUGGGUCGGUUCGGUCGCGAGCUCUUCGGUCUCGGUCAGAUCCUGUUCUCGAUCUUCAUCAUGGGCAGUCACAUUGUCACUUUCACUGUGAUGAUGAACACGAUUACGGAUCACGGUACCUGCUCGAUGGUGUUCAGUGUUGUGGCUUUCGUGAUCUGUCUGGUUUUGUCGCUGCCCCGGACUAUCAAGAACUUGACCUACAUUUCUUGCGCUUCUUUCCUGAGUAUCUUCACUGCGGUCAUGAUCACCAUGAUUGGUGUGGGUGUGCAGUACAAGGGAGGCCAAAACAUCAGUGUCACCACCGAUACGAACUUGUACCACGCGUUCAACGGCGUCACCCAGAUCGUGUUCGCCUACUGCGCCCACGUGGCCUUCUUCGGUCUGAUUGCCGAAAUGGAGGAGCCCAAGGACUUCCCCAAGGCUUUGUGUCUGCUCCAGGGUUUUGAGAUCGCUCUCUACAUCACCGCGGCUAUUGUCAUCUACUACUUCGUCGGUAACGGGGUUGACUCGCCGGCUCUUGGCUCCGCUGGUCCGGUGUUGAAGAAGGUUGCUUAUGGCGUUGCCAUCCCGACGAUUGUCGGAGCUGGUGUUGUGAACGGUCACGUUGGCUUGAAAUAUAUCUACGUGCGCAUCUUCCGUCACUCCGACCGCAUGGGCAAGCGGGACUUUGUCGCUGUUGGUUCCUGGAUUGGCAUUGGCGUCACCUGCUGGGUCAUCGCCUGGAUCAUCGCCGAGGGUAUCCCUUCCUUCAGCAACAUUGUCAGUUUGAUCAGCUCCUUGUUUGCCAGUUGGUUCACCUACGGACUGUCGGGUGUGUACUGGUUGCACAUGAACUGGGGCCAGUGGUGGUCUUCUCCGCGCAAGAUUGCGUUGACCAUCAUCAACAUGCUGAUCUUCUGCAUUGGUGCCAUCAUUUGCGGUCUGGGAUUGUAUGUCUCCGGCAAGGCCAUCCACGACGAUUCGUCCAAGUCGAGCUUCUCCUGUGCCAGCAAUGCGAUCUAGGGGAGUGAAGCAAUGGGCUGUUGGGUAAUGAUGGAUUGUAUAUAUCGGUUGUUUAUAUUUUGACUCGCUU